This is a messenger RNA of Chrysoperla carnea, 1428 nucleotides long. Its product is annotated as probable cytochrome P450 6a13. The transcript has 8 exons. Lineage: Eukaryota; Metazoa; Arthropoda; Insecta; Neuroptera; Chrysopidae. The coding region runs from base 102 to 1421 and encodes 439 amino acids. Gene Ontology annotation, molecular function: oxidoreductase activity, acting on paired donors, with incorporation or reduction of molecular oxygen; iron ion binding; heme binding. The record is from RefSeq and is a predicted model, not a curated record.
AUGAUUAUUUCGAAAAGAAAAAUGUUCCAUACGAUAAACCUGUUUUAUUGUUUGGAAAUAUUCGUGAUCGACUUCUGCAAAAAGUUUGUUUGCAUGAUUUUAUGCAAUACUAUUAUAUGAAAUAUAAAAAUAAUCAUCCAAUUUGUGGUGUUUAUGAGGGACGUAAUCCACGGUAUUUAGUUUUGGAUUUUAAUCUAGUUAAAGAUAUAUUUAUUCGAGAUUUUGAUCACUUUACGGACCGAUCAUUAUUUAAUUUUAAACAAGCCGAUAUUUUAAAAGAUUUGUUACUGAUGAGUAGUGGACCUAUUUGGAAACCGACUCGUGCAAAGUUAACGCCAGCAUUUUCUAGUGGAAAAUUGAAAGCUAUGGAUGUUUUAAUUCAACGUUGCGGUGAACAAAUGUCACAACAUCUAUUAGAACGGAAAAAUCCCGAUGAAGAACUAGAAAUGAAACAAUUUUUUGGAUUAUUUACAUUAGAUGUUAUUUCAAAUUGUGCAUUUGGAAUUGAAAGUAAUCCGUGGAAAGAAACUGAUCCUGAAUUAAUAACUGCUUUUCGUAAUUUUGAUUCAAUGACAACACUAACUCGAAUGCGAUUAUUAGCAUCAUUAGUUUUAAUGCCACAUUAUUUCCGACGAUUUGUAACAAUUUGGAUAUUUAAUAAAAAAACAGCUUAUUUUAUUGCAAAUAUUAUUAGAAAUACAAGAGAAUAUAGACUGAAAAAUAAUCAAAGGCGAAAUGAUUUCUUACAAUUAUUAUUAGACAUUUCAGCACAAGAAGAAGAAUUUUCAGUAAUGGAUGUUGAUCAUGUAAUAUCACAAUCAAUAUUAUUCAUGAUUGCCGGUUUUGAAACUUCAAGCACAUUGUUAGGAUUUGCUGCUUAUGAAUUAGCUUUAAAUCCCGAAGUACAAAAUACAUUACGUGCUGAAAUUAAAUCAGUAUUAGAAAAGCAUAACAAUGUUUGUAAUUAUGAUGCAGUUCAAGAUAUGCAUUAUCUUGAGAUGGUUUUACUUGAAACACUUCGAAAACAUUCACCUGUUGCACGAAUUGAUCGAUGUUGUGUCAAAGAAUAUAAAAUCCGUGGAACUGAUAUAGUUAUGGAAAAAGGAAUGAAUGUAUCCGUUCCUGUUGUCGGUUUUCAUUAUGAUCCAACAUAUUUUCCAAAUCCAGAGAAGUUUGAUCCACUGCGUUUUCAAGAAAAUCGUAAUCCAGAUGGGUUCUUAUCAUUUGGUAUUGGUCCACGUAAUUGUAUAGGAAAAAGAUUUGCUUUAAUCAGCACAAAAUUUGCAAUGGUUUAUCUUAUAAAAGAUUUUGAAUUGAAGGCCACUGAGAAAACUGAAGUACCAUACACAAAACGAAAAAUUGGUAUUCUUUUAUAUCCACAAAACGGCUUACAUGUGAAAAUAUCUAAAUUAAAUGAAUAAAAUAAUG